This is a messenger RNA of Pseudovirgaria hyperparasitica, 757 nucleotides long. RefSeq lists its product as uncharacterized. The transcript is spliced from 3 exons. The coding region runs from base 117 to 542 and encodes 141 amino acids. Gene Ontology annotation, cellular component: CST complex. Gene Ontology annotation, molecular function: single-stranded telomeric DNA binding. NCBI's taxonomy places the organism in Eukaryota, Fungi, Ascomycota, Dothideomycetes, Acrospermales, Acrospermaceae. The record is from RefSeq and is a predicted model, not a curated record. Gene Ontology annotation, biological process: telomere capping.
CUCAUGACAGUUGCUCGCUCCGUAAACAGCCAUCACGUAAGCGCCACCACACUGAGGUGUCUCUGAUACGCAUCAUGCGCAAAGAACAUAUCCUGUUCUAGAACACAUCAUGAGCCAUGAAUACCACAGGUACUGGCUCAAGACUGAUACUCUUACCCGAUCUGGACCUAUGUAGAGUCGGUGAUAAGGUGCGGCUCCUUGGCUGUGUCGAACAUUAUGAUACCAAGACAGCAUCUCUUGUGCUGGGCUACUCACACCAGCUACCUCAUAGACGAAGACAGAUCAGAUAUCUCGCUAACGUAGAGAUCUCUCAUGUCCUCGAGGAUGUACGCUCCUUUGGCUUGCAAAUCGGCACUUGGGUCAAUGUAAUCGGGUUCGUCAAAGACACGUCCGGAGAGAAAGAAAUCCCAGGAAUGGACAUGUCGUCUUCCGGUUUGAGUGCACUUCAGAAGGGCGUACAAGCCACCAUGGCGUGGGAGGCGCGAGAGGUCCGCUUAGACGACUACGAGCGUGCUGUCCGGAUGAGGACUCAUGCAACCUGAGCAGCAAACAUAUCAUUCUAGUGAUCAGUAUCAAGCUCCACAGUGAGACUUUGAAUCGACCCCAAACACACUAGAUGGCUGGCGUACGCAGUCAUCUUAUUUGUCUCGCGCAAGGCCUUACCUCAUCGUGGCGACCACCUUGGCUAUGCAGGAAGUGAUUUGGCGUGUUUCAAAAUGUCAUGGAGAGAUGCAAACGAGAGGGGUAGGACACAGUA